Molecule: messenger RNA, 495 nt
Organism: Elephantulus edwardii (Cape elephant shrew)
Lineage: Eukaryota; Metazoa; Chordata; Mammalia; Macroscelidea; Macroscelididae
Gene: NRBF2
Product: nuclear receptor binding factor 2
Exons: 4
Biological process (GO): autophagy
Source: RefSeq, a predicted model, not a curated record
AGUGUUGCGGUGGCUUCUCUCUGCGCCCACUGCCAGCUCUUGGGGCGCAGAGAGGGACCUCACCGCCCCUGCCUCGCACUCUCCUCCUGCUGCUCUUCAUGUGCCCAGGAGCCACCUUUCCCCUUCCUCAGGCCACCGCUUAACCCGGGGUCUAUGGAAGUAAUGGAAGGACCCCUUAAUCUGGCUCAUCAGCAGAGCAGACGAGCAGACCGUUUACUAGCUGCAGGGAAAUACGAAGAGGCUAUUUCUUGUCACAAAAAGGCUGCUGCACAUCUUUCUGAAGCCAUGAAGCUGACACAAUCUGAGCAGGCUCAUUUAUCACUGGAAUUGCAAAGGGAUAGUCACAUGAAACAACUCCUGCUCAUCCAGGAGAGAUGGAAGAGAGCAAAGCGUGAGGAGAGAUUGAAAGCCCAGCAGAACACAGACAAGGAUGUAGCUACCCACCUUCAGGCAUCUCAUCGACCCUCUGCCGAGGACGUGGAGGGUCAGAGUCCC